AAAAUGUUCUAAGAGGAACAACUGAUUUGCAAUUCGGUCUCUUCUGUUUCAUACUUGCUAUUCAACCUAAUUAAUGAGUGAAUGUAGUUGGGUCUAAAGUUUAAAAGGUACUAGGGCUGAGCUAACAAAUUGAUUAAAAGUUGCAAUCAAACCCUUUUUCUACUAUAGAUAUAUUUGAAAUGCAUCACUCCAUUAGCUCAUAUAAUAAAUUACUUAUAAUAAAGUUCUACGUAUUCCAAUCUAUAAAUAGUUCUUAUUAAAAUUAUCUUUUUUGUUUUACUAUAAAUGGGUACAAUGAAGAGAUUCACUAUUCCACUAAUAUUAUUUCAUUUUCUACUUCAUUUUUUAUUCAUUUCUAAAAUAAUAAUUCAUUUUCUUUUCAUCACAUUCUCUUGAAAUUAACUAGUUACAGUCAAAGAUGCAACAAUAUUGUCUAUAUGAUGGGAUGGUAUCAUGGUAACUUUAACUAUAGAGGUAAUUAACACAUUAAUGCAUGUGAUGGUUAGUUGUUCAUGAAUGGCAUGUAACACGUAAUAUACUUAACUAUAAUUGGACCCAAAUGACCAUUGACCAAUGGCCAUAUAUAUUAACAAAAUGGGUAAGAAUGCUUUUUUGUCAAUAAUUUUACAAAACACAGAAAAAAUAAGUUUGAAUAUUGACCAGUAUUUAUUUCGUCAGUAUGGCCCAUUCCUAACCAAAUUAAAUUAUUGUUAAACUUAUGCCGCAUUAAUUUAAAGACUUAUGACUGUAGAACUUGCUCUUUUUCCAGCAUGUUUACAAGUUUGAAUUGAGGUAAGAUGGUAAAUUUUAUUUUUUUUCCAGUUCAAAAACAAAAAGUAGAUUUCCUUACCAAAAUCUCACUUAAUAGUUAAUAUCCUCAUUGACCAAAAUCUAUCAAUAGAUAACCAUUGUUAUAUAUACUACUCCAAUUACAGCUCACAAGUUCAUACAAAACUCAAAGUCUAAUACCUCUUAAGUUAUUAGUUAUUACUAAAAAGAAGUAAUAAUGGGAAGUAUUGAGAGUCAAGAAACACAUGUUCUAUUGGUAGCCCUACCGUACCAAGGUCACCUCAAACCAAUGCUCAAAUUCGCCAAACUUCUCUCACGACCGAACCUACACUUCACUCUCGCCACCACCGAGCAAGCCCGUGACCUCCUCUCGACCGCCGCAGAAGAUGAACAACCUUGCCCGGUGGACCUCGCUUUCUUUCCCGACGGUCUACCUAAAGACGACCCAAGAGAUGCAGAUUCUCUCAUCGUCUCGUUGAGAAAUGUCGGAGCCAAGAACUUGUCUGAAAUCGUCGAAUCAAAGAGAUUCUCUUGCAUGGUCACCGUGCCAUUUGCUCCAUGGGUUCCAAGUGUUGCAGCUGCACACAACAUCCCUUGUGCACUCCUCUGGAUCGAAGCUUGUGGAGCUUUCUCGGUUUAUUACCGUUACUACAUGAAGACAAACACUUUCCCCGACAAUCUCGAAGAUCUGACACAAACCGUUGAGUUACCAGGUUUGCCAAUGUUGGAAGUUGGAGAUCUCCCUUCAUUUCUCUUGCCUUCUGCAGGAAGUCACCUAAAUAACCUAAUGGUGGAUUUCGUCGAGUGCUUGAAAAAUGUGAAAUGGGUUUUGGUUAAUACAUUUCACGAACUCGAGUCAGAGAUAAUCGAUUCGAUGUCCGAGUUGAAACCGGUAAUGCCUAUCGGUCCUUUGGUUUCUCCAUUUCUAAUGGGAGCUGAUGAAGAGAAAACCGUAGAUAAUGGUGAUUGCAUGGAGUGGCUUGACAAGCAAGCUAGGUCUUCGGUUGUUUACAUAUCUUUCGGAAGCUUGCUCAAAUCUUCGGUUAAUCAAGUCGAGAGCAUAGCGACGGCUCUGAGAAACAGAGGAGUUUCAUUCCUCUGGGUGAUUAGACCUAAGGAGAACGCUCAAAACGUCAGCGUUUUGCAAGAGAUGGUUCAAGGAGAACAAGGGGUCGUUAUCGAGUGGGGUCCUCAAGAAAGGAUAUUGAGCCACGUGGCGAUCUCUUGUUUUGUUACACAUUGUGGGUGGAACUCGACGAUAGAGACGGUGGCGACAGGUGUUCCGGUGGUGGCGUACCCGAGUUGGAUCGAUCAGCCGCUUGACGCGAGAUUGCUUGUGGAUGUGUUCGGAAUGGGAGUGAGGAUGAGGGAUGACGCUGUGGACGGCGAGCUUAAGGUCGCGGAGGUUGAGAGGUGCAUUGAGGCUGUCACGGAAGGACCCGCCGCGGAGGAUAUGAGGAGGAAAGCGAUGGAGCUGAAGAAUGCAGCGACAUCGGCGUUGGAGCCUGGUGGUUCGUCGGCUCGGAAUGUGGACUUGUUCAUCGCCGAAAUCAACAACCAGUCAACCACCUGACGACUAUGCUUCUGCUUUGAAUUAAACCGGCGAUAACCGGAUUUUUGUUUCAGUAUUUGAACCAAAUGUUCAUUAAAAUGAGUAAUUGGAAUUUUUAAUAAAAGUAUUAUAUUUUAAGUUUUUUCCAAUUAGUUUGUCUGAAACAAACUUCAGCUCAUGAUUUUACAAAAGUUGAACCAAACGGUUACUAAAAUAAGUAACUUGAAUUUUAAAAAUAUAUUAUGAAGUAUUUCCAAUAGUAAUAAAAGAAGUUGGAGAAGGUGAGUUUACUAAAUGGUCUAAUGUUCGAUUCGAUUCUACAAAAACAUGUUUUCUACAUUAUAAGAUUGACUAUAGAUCGAGCUUUAUCGAUCUAAUUGGUGAAAAAAAUAGUGACAAUAGCUAAUUCUGUUAAACAAUUCAUAUUAUUUUUGUUAAAUAGAGUUCAUGAAAUAUAAUAACUAAAAUCAUUACAUUUGUGAAAGAA
Molecule: messenger RNA, 2828 nt
Organism: Brassica rapa (field mustard)
Lineage: Eukaryota; Viridiplantae; Streptophyta; Magnoliopsida; Brassicales; Brassicaceae
Product: UDP-glycosyltransferase 84B2
Molecular function (GO): quercetin 3-O-glucosyltransferase activity; quercetin 7-O-glucosyltransferase activity; abscisic acid glucosyltransferase activity
Source: RefSeq, a predicted model, not a curated record